UCCCCAACUCGCCCCCCCUAAAAUCCCUUAUUUCCCACAUCCAAGAAAGAAACCAGAAGGUUAUUCAACUCUAGGGAAAAUCAAAAUCAAAGAACCCAGAACCAGGAAACCAAGGAAACGAUGAGAACUGUGAUUUAUGGGACGGUUGAAUUAGCAACUGCAGAUUUUGUUUUGAUAUAUGAGAACUGAGGGUUAUGAUUCGUUCUAAAAUAUUUGCAUCACUGACACCUUCAAGAAAAGGGCAUUCACAUAUGGGAUGGUAAUGCAUCCAGGGACUUUCUUGAUAGCAUUGGGUUGACUAGAAGGGAGGAGGGUGACUUGGGACCCGUAUAUGGGUUCCAAUGGAGGCAUUUUGGUGCUAGGUAUACUGACAUGCUCCUCGGCUCGUUGGGGAGAAGUUUGGCUCACUGGCAUCAACCUAAAAAAUAUGAUGUCUAAGACUCCAAGGAUGGGUAACAGAGUUGCAAGAAAUGAAAGCAGAUUGGUAUGCUUGCUUAGACAACAGAGUUGAAUUCAAGGGGUGCUUCUUUCGACAAUUUUUCAGGUCUGUUGGGAGGGUUGACUACUUGACAUUGCGGAAUGGAUUCAUCAACGUUCAUUUAGCUCCUGGAAGUAAGUUCAACUUCCAAAAGUAUAUCAAAAGAUCAUUAGAGGAUGACUUCAAGAUCGUCGUAGGAGUAAGUCCAGUGCUCUGGGCAUCAUUUAUGGUCUACUUGCUGCUAAAUGUCAGAGGUUGGCAUGCACUAUUUUGGGCAUCAUGCUAAAUCAUUUUAAAAGAAAUAUUUCUCAGACGUGUUCUCCAUAAUCCAUUCUCUGUAUCAUUUACUACAACAGAAAGUGAAAUGAAGGGGCUUAUAUUGUCUCGAA
Gossypium raimondii (Peruvian cotton) is the source of this 867-nucleotide messenger RNA. RefSeq names its product MLO-like protein 10. Gene Ontology annotation, biological process: defense response. The record is from RefSeq and is a predicted model, not a curated record. The transcript is spliced from 8 exons. Lineage: Eukaryota; Viridiplantae; Streptophyta; Magnoliopsida; Malvales; Malvaceae. Bases 471 to 764 code for a protein of 97 amino acids. Gene Ontology annotation, cellular component: membrane.